UUUAAUUGUCGAACAUGGUUUCUCUUUGAAAAACAAUCUCUUGAUUGGAAUUAAGAAAAAGGACAGGAAGGGAAAUAUUCAUGUUCAUAUCCUUUCUCUGAAAAGUCAUUUAACCAUUUAUUAGUCUUCCAUUCUCAUCAACAAGUUAUGGCACUUGGAAACUGCAAAGUUGCAGUAGCUCUUCUUCUGUUUCUAUCAUGUUCUAGUUCAUUUUAUGGUGAUGCAAGAGAUAUCAUUACUCCUUCUCAACCCAUCAAAGAUCAAGAAGCUAUAGUCUCUGCCGGCAAUAAGUUCGAACUGGGAUUUUUCAGCCCAGUUAAUUCAACAUAUCGAUAUGUCGGAAUAUGGUACAGUAAUAUAUCAGCAGAAACUCAAGUACUAUGGGUCGCUAACAGAAACAAGCCAAUCACCGAUUCUUCUGGGAUGAUGAAAAUAUCUGAAGAUGGAAAUCUUGUGGUUUUGAAUGGUCAGGGAGAGGUUCUGUGGUCAUCAAAUGUUUCAAUUGGGUUCAAUCAAUCAACUGCACAGCUUACUGAUGAUGGAAACCUUGUCAUGAAAGCUGGACCGAAUGGAAACCUUGUAUGGCAAACUUUCCAGCAGCCUACGGAUACUUACUUACCAAAGAUGAGACUUAGUGCUAACGCAAGAACUGGGAACAAGACACUGCUAAUGUCAUGGAGAAGCUCAUCUGAUCCUUCAGUUGGAAACUUCUCUGCUGGUGUCAAUCCAUUAGGAAUUCCUGAGCUCUUCAUCUGGUACAAUGGUCAUCCAUUUUGGCGUAGUGGUCCAUGGGUUGGACAGAACUUUAUAGGAAUACCAGGAAUGUCUAUUUCUGUGUAUCUAAGUGGAUUUACUCUACAAGAUGAAGGAGAUGGCACUUUCACUAUGAGUUUAAUUGUAGACCCAGCUUCCCGAUUCAAGUAUGUUUUGACUUCUCAUGGAAAAUUUAAAGAACAAUACUGGGAUUAUGGGAAGCAAGGUUGGGAGUAUACCUGGGAAGCUCCAUCAACUGACUGUGAUAUUUAUGGCAAGUGCGGGUCAUUUGGAAGCUGCGAUGCACAGAAUUCACCUAUCUGCACAUGUUUAAAAGGGUUUGUUGCAAAAAAUCAAGAUGAAUGGAACAAAGGAAUUUGGACUAGCGGUUGUGUUAGGAUGACAUCGUUGCAGUGUGAUAGAAUACAGAAUGGUAGUCAAGUGGGAAAGGAAGAUGGGUUUAAGAAGCUGGAGAUGAUGAAGGUGCCAGCCUUUGCCGAGUACUGGUCAUAUGCGUCCUCGUCCGAACAAGAAUGCAAAGAUGAGUGCUUGAGGAAUUGUUCCUGUGUUGCUUGUUCAUAUUAUAAUGGUUUUGGCUGCAUGGCAUGGACAGGAAACUUGAUUGAUAUACAAAAGUUCUCUGAAGGAGGAACGGAUCUCAACAUUCGCCUGGCGUCUACAGAACUUGUUGCAGAUAACAAGAGAAACAUGAAAGUAAUCAUCAGUAUGGCAGUGAUUGUAGGAGCCAUAGCUAUCUGCAUCUGUGUGUUUCUUUCUUGGAAGUGGAUGGCUACACAUAGAGAAAGGAAGUUGAUAAGUGAGGAGACCUUAUCGUUCAAAACGAGAGAAGCACAAGAAACAGUUUUUGAUGGAAACUCGCCCGAAAACGUCAAGGAAGUUAAACUUGAACCACUCUUCAAAUUAAAAAUUCUUGAAACUGCAACGAACAACUUUGACAUAUCCAAGAAGCUUGGGCAGGGCGGCUUUGGUGCAGUAUACAGGGGAAAAUUGCCAGAUGGGCUGGAAAUAGCUGUCAAAAGACUCUCUAGAACAUCUGGUCAAGGGCUUGAAGAGCUCAUGAAUGAAGUUGUGGUGAUUUCAAAACUCCAACACAGGAAUCUUGUGAGACUUCUUGGUUGCUGUGUUGAAGGAGAAGAGAUGAUGUUGGUUUAUGAGUACCUGCCGAAUAAAAGCUUGGAUGCAUUUCUCUUUGAUUCACUCAGGAAAGGACAACUAGAUUGGGAAAGACGCUUCGACAUUAUUAACGGGAUUUGUCGAGGUCUUCUUUACCUUCACAGAGAUUCUAGACUAAGAAUUAUUCAUAGAGAUCUGAAGCCAAGUAACAUCUUAUUGGACCAUGAGCUGAAUCCCAAAAUUUCAGACUUUGGAAUGGCCAGGAUUUUUUGUGGCAAUGAAGAUCAAGUGAAUACUACCAGGGUCGUUGGAACCUAUGGCUAUAUGUCCCCUGAAUAUUUAAUGAAAGGAAGAUUUUCAGAGAAAUCAGAUGUAUUUAGCUUUGGAGUGUUGUUGCUGGAGAUUGUAAGCGGAAGAAGGAACUCUAACUUUUAUGACAAUGAGCAUUCUCUGAGUCUUAUAGGAUAUGCCUUUAAAUUGUGGAAGGAACGUGACAUUACAGCUUUAGUCGAUCCUGCAAUAUCAGAUCCAUGUUUUGAGGUGGAGAUAUUCCGAUGCAUACAUAUUGGUCUGUUGUGUGUGCAAGAAUUGGCGAAAGACAGACCGGCCGUGUCUACCAUCACUUCCAUGCUAAAUAGUGAAAUUGUGGAUCUUCCUCCUCCAAAGAAACCAGCAUUUUUUGAAAGGCAGAGUUCCUUGGAUACAGAGUCCAUUACACAGAACCAGAAGAUAAAUUCCAUUAACAAUGUGACGAUUUCUGAUGUUAACGGCCGAUAGAGUUCAGAACAUGUUUACUUUUCUAUUAGAUAUUAAUAUAUUUUAUCAUUGUAGAACAUUACAUUGCUGGGUAUGACUUAAUAAGAUUGGCAUCUUGAAGAAAA
This is a messenger RNA of Populus trichocarpa (black cottonwood), 2768 nucleotides long. RefSeq names its product G-type lectin S-receptor-like serine/threonine-protein kinase At1g11300. Gene Ontology annotation, molecular function: ATP binding; protein serine/threonine kinase activity. The coding region runs from base 148 to 2664 and encodes 838 amino acids. The record is from RefSeq and is a predicted model, not a curated record. Gene Ontology annotation, biological process: protein phosphorylation; recognition of pollen. NCBI's taxonomy places the organism in Eukaryota, Viridiplantae, Streptophyta, Magnoliopsida, Malpighiales, Salicaceae. The transcript has 7 exons.